This is a messenger RNA of Neoarius graeffei (lesser salmon catfish), 1182 nucleotides long. RefSeq names its product baculoviral IAP repeat containing 7 (gene birc7). Gene Ontology annotation, biological process: positive regulation of protein ubiquitination; regulation of cell cycle; negative regulation of apoptotic process. Gene Ontology annotation, molecular function: ubiquitin protein ligase activity; cysteine-type endopeptidase inhibitor activity involved in apoptotic process. Bases 1 to 1182 code for a protein of 393 amino acids. The record is from RefSeq and is a predicted model, not a curated record. Lineage: Eukaryota; Metazoa; Chordata; Actinopteri; Siluriformes; Ariidae. The transcript has 7 exons. Gene Ontology annotation, cellular component: cytoplasm; nucleus.
AUGCCUCAUACAGGAGAGUGUAAUGGCGAUGGAAACAGGAUGUACAGCGAGGAGGAACGACUGAGGACUUUCCACAACUGGCCAGUGAACGCUUCAGAUAGAUCUGCUGAGCAAGCACACACUGGUUUUUACUUCCUAGGACCAGGAGAUAUGAUGCCCUGCUUUCACUGUGACAGGACGUCCAGGCACUGGGAACAUGAGGAGAAUCCGACUGGUGAGCACCGGCGCCACUUUCCUGCAUGCGAGUUCAUUUCGAGUGAUGUUCAGCGUGUCCGCACUUCAACGGAUUCGGUGGACGGCCAGCUGUUGAGCCAGCUGCAGCGCCUGGCUGCAGGCGAGCAGGUGACACCCGGUCAAGCCGCUUAUCCGGAGAUGGAGUCCGAGGACAUACGCCUCACCACGUUCAGCACCUGGCCCACAAGCGCUUCCAUCCAACCGGAUACACUGGCACGCGCUGGCUUCUUUUACACAGGUCAUAGUGAUAACGUGAAGUGUUUCUUCUGCAAUGGUAGUUUGAGGAACUGGGAGUCUGGAGAUGAUCCAUGGCAGGAACAUGCUAAGUGGUUCCCACGAUGUGAGUAUUUGAUCCAGUCAAGGGGACAAGAGUACAUCAGCAAUGUACAGCAGUCAUAUUUCAACACAUCGGAGAUGGCAACUGAAUCCCAGCAUUCAACUGCAAGAAAUAUCACCACUGGCCAUGAUGUAUUGAGUGGGCAGAGUGCACCAGCAGCGACCAUGUUCUCGCCGGUGGUGCAGGCAGUGCUGCAGAUGGGUUUUGAGCAAGCACCAGUUGAGAGCCUGGUUCAGUCUCGAUUCCUGCUCACCGGUCACCAUUACACUUCUGUCUCUGACCUAGUGGCUGACGUCCUGCAGGCUGAAGAGGAGGAGAGGCAGGGCAGUGAUAAUAACACAGAUCCUGUGGCGAGGCAGAGCAGCAGUGCCAAUGGAAUGAACCUGCAGACCUCACUUAGGGAGAAAGUUUUGGUGACCCUGGAUGCUGAGGAACAGUUGAAGCAGCUUCAGGAGGAACGGACCUGCAAAGUAUGUAUGGACAAACUGGUGUCCAUGGUGUUUAUCCCCUGCGGUCACCUGGCUGUGUGUUCUGAGUGUGCGGCCAGCCUGCGACACUGCCCCAUCUGUAGAGCAGCGAUACGUGGCAGCGUGCGUGCCUUCAUGUCCUGA